Messenger RNA from Glarea lozoyensis ATCC 20868, 834 nucleotides. RefSeq names its product alpha/beta-Hydrolase. The record is from RefSeq and is a predicted model, not a curated record. The transcript is spliced from 2 exons. Bases 1 to 834 code for a protein of 277 amino acids. NCBI's taxonomy places the organism in Eukaryota, Fungi, Ascomycota, Leotiomycetes, Helotiales, Helotiaceae.
AUGUCCCCGGGCUUCGCAAUUGUACUGGUUCAUGGAUCGUACCACACACCCAAACCUUAUGCCCCAUUUAUUCAAUCGCUAAAAGAAGCUGGUAUCGUAGCCUUUUGCCCACAAUUACCAUCGUCCGACCCCAUCAAGCUACAGCUCGGUGACUCUUCAACUCCUGACUACGACCAAGCCGCUCCGAAAAGCGGUUUUCCUCAACCUGCAGACGAUGUCAAAGUGAUAGAAGAAUUGUUAGAGAAUCUGAUAUGCGGCCAGGGUAGAAACGUUCUUUUGCUCGGUCACUCGGCGGGUGGGUUUACGGCGUCUGCAGCUGCACUCCCAAAGUUCUUAGCAAAGAACCGUAAACCAAAGAUGGGGGGUGUCAUAGGAAUAUAUUAUAUCUGCGCAUUUCUAGUUCCAGUGGGAGAGUCUAUCAACAGUUUCUUUCAACCGAAAGAUGGAUCUGACCCUAUCAUUCCUCCAUACUGUAAAUUUCAUCAACACGGUACGGACGUACUUGUCUCGACCAUCAAUGGAGCAAAAUUCUUCUUCAAUGGACUUGACGAAGAACAAGCAGAAAUUUACGAGAACACCCUUACCGCAACAGCAAUACCCACUACGGUAUUGACAAAUGAUGCUUACACAAGUCUUCCUUGUGCAUAUUUGGUUACUGAAGAUGAUUUAGCAUUGGACCCUAAAUAUCAAGAGGGAAUGGUAGCGCUACAUAACCAGAGAGAAGGUGUUGACAUCAAGGUUAGCAGGGCGAAAUCCGGACAUUCUCCGCACUUGACGUGGAAGGAGGGACUUCUAGAAGAUGUCUUGAGAUUCGGAAAUGAAAACUUGAGGUAA